Messenger RNA from Zonotrichia leucophrys gambelii, 1870 nucleotides. It is a transcript of the gene CARS2, whose product is annotated as cysteinyl-tRNA synthetase 2, mitochondrial. Gene Ontology annotation, cellular component: cytoplasm. Gene Ontology annotation, molecular function: ATP binding; cysteine-tRNA ligase activity. Gene Ontology annotation, biological process: cysteinyl-tRNA aminoacylation. Bases 1 to 1737 code for a protein of 578 amino acids. The transcript is spliced from 15 exons. Lineage: Eukaryota; Metazoa; Chordata; Aves; Passeriformes; Passerellidae. The record is from RefSeq and is a predicted model, not a curated record.
AUGCUGCGCGGGGCGGCGGCGGCGGCCCGGCGGUGCGGGCUCGGCCCCGGUGCCGGCCGGGGGCAGGCGGGAGCGCGGCGGUGCUCGGGCGCUGCGCGGCGGCGGCCGUGGGCGCCUCCGGCGGGGCGCGACAGCGGGAUCGUGGCGUACAACAGCCGGAGCCGGAGCAAGGAGCCGCUCGUGCUGGCCACGGAAGGAGUGGCGACCUGGUACAGCUGCGGGCCGACAGUGUAUGACCAUGCGCACCUCGGGCACGCCUGCUCCUACGUUAGAUUUGAUAUAAUUCGAAGGAUAAUGACAAGAUUUUUUGGAAUUGAAGUUAUCAUGGUGAUGGGGAUCACAGACAUAGAUGACAAGAUAAUAAAAAGAGCCAAUGAGAUGAAUAUAUCGCCAGUAGCUCUUGCUCGUAUUUAUGAAGAAGACUUUAAACAAGAUAUGGCUGCCUUAAAGGUCCUUCCUCCUACAGUAUAUAUGAGGGUGACUGACAAUAUUCCUCAAAUAAUCUCCUUUAUAAAAACAAUCAUUUCCAGUGGACAAGCUUAUGCAACCUCACAAGGUAAUGUUUAUUUUGAUGUUAAGUCCUGGGGAAAAAGAUAUGGAGUGUUAACUGCUAUUAACCCUGAUACCCAAGAUGAAGCAGCUGAUUCUGACAAACGACAUGGUAAAGAUUUUGCCCUGUGGAAGGCUGCCAAGCCUCAGGAGCUAUCUUGGAAUUCUCCCUGGGGAAAAGGACGACCUGGAUGGCACAUUGAAUGUUCCACAAUAUCAAGUGCAGUGUUUGGAAAGCAGCUGGACAUCCAUACUGGUGGAAUAGAUCUUGCAUUUCCUCAUCAUGAAAAUGAAAUUGCACAGUGUGAGGUGUAUCAUCAGUGUGAGCAGUGGGGGAAUUACUUUCUGCAUUCUGGGCACUUGCAUGUUAAAGGAAGUCAAGAAAAAAUGUCAAAGUCAUUAAAAAACUACAUAACAAUUAAGGAUUUCCUGAAGAAAUGUUCAUCAGACCAAUUCAGAAUGUUUUGUUUGCGUGGCAGAUACAGCUCAGCAGUAGAAUUUAGUGAGGAGAGCAUGGAAGAUGCAAAGAACCUUCUUCAGGCAAUCUCCUCAUUUAUUAGAGAUGCAAAUGCUUAUAUAAAAGGACAGCUGGUGUGUGACCCUGUUAGAGAAGACAUAUUGUGGGAAAGGCUAGCCAGCACAAAAGUAACCGUGAAGGCUGCGUUUGCAGAUGACUUUGACACCUCCAGGGCUGUUGCAGCAAUUAUGGACCUCAUUCACCAUGGCAACAGACAGCUUAAGGCUGUUACUAAGGAUGCUGGAUCUCCUAGAAGCUCUGUUGUGUAUGGAAGCAUUAUUUCCUAUAUUGAAGGCUUUUUCAGUGCCCUUGGGAUGUCCUUUGAGGAAAGACAGGUGGCUGUGGGAGGAGACAAGUCUGCAGUGCUGUCCAAUGUCAUUGAGGAGCUGGUGAGGUUCCGCUCCAAGGUCCGGCAUUACGCGCUGGCUCUGCCCGAAGCAGCAGACGCUGUGCCAGUGGAGGGUGCAGCAGGAGCCCAGGGAUCCAAACAGGAGCAGAAGGAAAAGAGGAAGCACUUAAUGCAGGAGAGAAAGCCCCUCUUGGAGGCUUGUGACAGUCUGCGUGGAGACCUUGCUGCCUUUGGAAUCCACAUAAAGGACAGAGCUGCUGUUUCAACCUGGGAAAUUGUGGAAGGAGGGCAGACAGAGAAGCAGACUGAGAAAAAAAGUUGAUCCUUCAUCCUUGGACUUGUUUUUUAUCUCAGCUACUUCAGCAACUGUUGUAAAUACUAAUUCUUUCAAAAUAAAAUCUGUUGAACAGAAUGGCUAAAAAGGAUAGCAUGUAAUUUGAGCAAAACUGUUGGCA